Periconia digitata is the source of this 1934-nucleotide messenger RNA. Lineage: Eukaryota; Fungi; Ascomycota; Dothideomycetes; Pleosporales; Periconiaceae. The record is from the annotation of a GenBank genome assembly.
UAUCGCAUGAGUAUUACCCUUGCCAGGUUCAGGUGGUUAUUCCCGCACGAAUUCAAAUAUGUGGCACAGUGCUUGGCGGACCUCACGUCCACGGCAUCAUGGCUCAGUGCAUGGCUCGAGGCAGGUGGUAACAGCAGUAGUUAUUCGAUAGUGUACCAGAACCGCCGAGUGGUCACUGAAUUCACUGCUGAGUGCGCCUUGGUAAAGUCACGUUGCCUGAAGCAAACAGGUGAACAUGCAUUGCCUGCUGAGGCCACGAAGACGUAUUUCUUCCCUUCGGCCUUAUUGAUCUGGCUCUAUUGAACAUCCAUCAAAAUCAGCAAAAGGUCGGUCGCGUCCGGUCAUAUCGCAGGGUCACAUCCACAUUGAAUCUGCAGUGGAGUGGCUGAGUACCUCAGCUCGAAGGUUCGCACGCAGAUUUAGGUAGGCUUCGCCCCUCGGGUACGACGGAAUCGCGUUGGGUCAGCAAAACGGAACUCGAGUGCCGUAGUCUAUAAAGAAGUCCGCCUGCUCAACAUCAGUGGCUAUUCAUACGGUCAUAUCCACCUCAUAUUCAAUCUAAGUUGCCUGAUAAGUAAGAACUGACUGUUCGUCCGCUUACCCCCUCUUUGCAACUACCCCUCAUCUCAGAUCGAUUCAACGACAUCAUUCUAUACGACCUUCCUGCACCUUGACAACACCUAAACCCAUCCAUCACCUGCCUUAGGAGUGUUAGACAUAUCUGCACCAUGUCAGACCCCUACAACAACCAGUACGGUCAGUACAACCAGCAGUAUCCGAACCAAUACGGCUCGCCUGCCCCGAACCAGCAAGGUUACGGCGCACCCCCGCAACAAGGUGGCUACGACCAGGGCUACAAUCAACAACAGCAAUAUCCACCACCUCAGCAGGGCGGAUCUUACUACGGUGGAGAUCAAAAUCAGCAGCAUCAACAACAACAAUCACAACAAUAUCCUGGAUACGGUCCCCCCGCGCAAGGCGGAUUCCAACACGGCCAGAGCCCAGCGCCUCACGAUCAGUACAACCAGCAAGGUUCCUACGGCGCGCCACAGCAGCAACAAUACCCGGGCCAAGCACCCAACAACCAAUUCCCUCAGCAAGGCGCCUACCCCCAAGAGCAAUAUCCUCAGGGGCAACAACCCUAUGGUGCCGGCCCACCCGGUUCCCAAGGUUUUGGCCCAACCGACCCCAACAAUCAACAAGAGGGUGAUCGUGGUCUGAUGGGAGCUCUCGGUGGCGGAGCGGCUGGCUACUUUGGCGGCAACAAGUUAGGAGGUCACGGAAUUCUAGGCGCAAUGGCAGGAGCAUUCAUGGGUCACAAGCUAGAGGACAAGGCCAAGGACAAGAAAUGGGGGCAUUAAGCAUCACGGGUCCCAUGACGGAUGUGAGCUAUUGACGACUAUGACUAUAAUGGGUUUUGGGCUUUAUUCUACGGUAUUCUUUGACAUGCGAUGCGAAUAGCAUAUGAGAUAAUGCACGGUUUCGGUUUCUAGACUAUUGGCAGUCAUUAUGCUUCCUUUAUGAUGGCAAGCAUAUCCUGACAUAUCCUAAUGUUCAUUCGUUGUCUGAACAUCCAUCACUCCACCAUCGUUCCCUCGCUACCACAUGCCUCCCGAUCAGAGUACCUCUUGGCUAUCAACCGGGGUGAAUUCCAUGUACUCGGAGGUGGAAUAUCGACUAAUUAACUAUUCAACCAGGUCACCCUUCUACACCUCAUCUCAUCUGAGUCUCACAUCACAUACGAAACGUCGUGGAAAUGGAAACAAAUCUCGCCGAAUCUGGCUCUAACUAGCGCGCCGUCCCCAUUGAACUCCACCUGUAUCCCGUCCCGUGCCAUUGCUUUGCUCUCCCGUCUCAGAAAAAAAGGCGGCCAAUUUCCGCGUUUCUGCAGCAAAGCUCGACCCCUAAAUGCCGUAUACACUACUCUUUUUGCU